AUGAAUGUAACCCAAUCAACUUUAUUGACAAAUAAUGGUACCACCAACACCACAGCAACUGUCCCUUUGCCCCCUACUACUACAAUCCAAUCUUCAAAUGAAGCACCAAGGACUCUCUGGAUGGGUGAUCUAGACCCUCAAUUCAGUGAAAUUACUAUCCAGGCAUUGUGGGAAUCACUAAACAAGAAAGUGAAAGUCAAAUUAAUCAGGGCAAAGAAAAAUUUAUUGAUACCAUGUUCCACAUCAAGUACUUUGUCAAACAACUUUAAUAGUUCCAAUAAUAAUUUUGGUUCCGGAGAUAAUAAUAUCACUCAAAGCAUUAACAUAAAUGGUGUUAAUUUUAUAGAUCCUAAUACAACUCACCUACAUCAUGCAGGAUACUGUUUUGUAGAAUUUAAAUCAUUUCAAGAUGCGCAAUACGGUUUAACUUUAAACAGUACACCCAUUCCAAACUUGCAAGAUCCAACAAACAACUAUCAUUGGACUAACCCAGACAAUAAACGAACAUUUAGACUAAAUUGGGCCAGUGCAGCAACUUUAGAAACUACAAUUCCUUUAACUCCCGAAUAUUCCUUGUUUGUAGGUGACUUGGCACCAAGUUGCACCGAAGCUGACUUGUUAACUUUGUUUCAGACAAGAUAUAGUAGCGUUAAAACUGUCCGUGUUAUGACAGACCCUAUUACAGGUGCAAGCAGAUGUUUUGGUUUCGUGAGAUUUGCUUCUGAACUAGAAAGGGAACGUGCCAUGAGAGAAAUGAACGGAGUGUGGUGUAAAGGAAGAUGUUUAAGGGUCGCUCAUGCUACCGCAAGACAAACUACACAGAGUUCCAUAACCAACGCUAAUAAUAAUAACAUUAAUAACUCACCAGCUUCAUCAACUUCCGACAGUCCUUUAAACAACACGAUCAACGCCAAUAAUAGUAGUAGUAAUAAUUCUGCCACCAGUAGUAUUGGUUCAGAACCCACAAAUAAAAAUAAUAAUAAUAAUAAUAAUAAUAAUAGUAGUAGUAAUAAUAAUAACACCACGUUAUUUGUUGGUGGCAUGCCAUCUUCUAUUGACGAAAUGCAAUUGCAACAUUUAUUUCAACCGUUCGGUUUAAUCCAGCAAAUCAAAAUAUUACAAAAUAAUACUAAUGGCACACGAAAUAGAAGUAAUAGUAUUUUAUUAUCUUCUUCAUCUUCUUUUCACCAACAGAAUAACAUAAUUAAUAAGGACACUCAGGGCGGAAAUUGUGGUUUUGUUACUUUUCUUAUUAGAAGAGAUGCAGAAGCUGCUAUUACAGGAUUACAUGGAUUUAUAGUCAAUGGAGCCGUAUUGCGUGUAUCCUGGGGUAAAGGAAAUAAUAAUAAUAAUAAUAAUAAUAAUAAUAGUCCACUCUAUAACAAUUUUACCAAUAGUAAUGUCAUUAAUAAUGUACUUGGAACUUUAGAUGAGACUCAAGAAGCAUUAAUGAAUCGGCUCUCAACUAUUAGUAGAAAUCAAGUAGUGCUGACAAAUCCGGUCGAUAAUAUCAACGACAAUAAUAAUAAUAAUAAUAAUAAUAAUAAUAAUAAUAAUAAUACAACUUCUUCCAAUUUGAAUUACCUUGUUAUGAGGGAUAGAAGUUUUUCACUACCAUCUUCUUCUCCUUCCAUAUCUAAUACCAAUACUACUAGCAGCAAUAAUAUCAACAACACUGAAUUACCAUUGUUGCAGCAACAAAUCCUUUCAACGCCCUUCAAUUCCACCAAUAUUAAUUCUAUACCUAAUGCAAACACCAGUUUUAAUUCAGCGUUGAAUAUGCAACAACAAUAUUUGUUUCACAAUAAUCAAAAUGGUACGAGUUCUAAUUGGAUCGCACCAUCUUCUUCAAUUCUUGGUGGUAAUAUGAGUAAUCCUAACGAAGGGACCAAUGACGGUAUUUCUGCAACCGCUUUUACUACUGAUAUUAAUAAUAACAAUAAUAAUAAUAAUAAUAGUACCGGUAGAAGUACCAAUUUUAACAAUAUUGUAAAUACAGCUCAGGUUUUUCAACCUAUUGGUGGCUCUAAUAGUUUCUCUGGCCAUAUUAACAAUAAUACUCGUAAUAUAGACAGCAAUGGCAACAUUCCAUCUCUUGUUCCAUCUGCUAACAUUGUAUCUCAAAAGCAAUUACAACUUCAAACACAACAAAAUUAUAUGCACGGGUAUAAUAGUAACAAUACUGCACCUGCUGCUAAUAUCAAUAAUAAUAAUCUGCAACAACAACAACAACAACUUCAGUUUUUGUUACAACAACAACAUCAACAACAUCAAAAAAACGGAUCUAUUAAUUCAUCAUCCAUGUUUUAA
Molecule: messenger RNA, 2310 nt
Organism: Saccharomycodes ludwigii
Lineage: Eukaryota; Fungi; Ascomycota; Saccharomycetes; Saccharomycodales; Saccharomycodaceae
Gene: NGR1
Product: Ngr1p
Exons: 1
Coding region: 1-2310 (769 amino acids)
Cellular component (GO): cytosol
Molecular function (GO): mRNA binding
Source: RefSeq, a predicted model, not a curated record